Spirometra erinaceieuropaei is the source of this 2373-nucleotide messenger RNA. The record is from the annotation of a GenBank genome assembly. Lineage: Eukaryota; Metazoa; Platyhelminthes; Cestoda; Diphyllobothriidea; Diphyllobothriidae.
AUGUCCGAUCACAGCAUUACGACCCAUGCUACGGCGUCCGCGGGAACCGACGCUCUCCGCAACCCUGGUCCAAUGGUGCAGGCGAGUAGUAUGCGAGCUGGACUACUCAAUCGUGGACGGACACUCGGUGUUGGAUGCUGGAAUGUGCGACCGUCCCUGGACCCCGGUACCCAAAGUCUGACCGCACGCAGCCUUUAUCAGUACAACGUAGAUGUCUGCUGGCUGUCUGAAGUUCGACUCCUUGACUCAGGCUCCCGUGAAAUAAAGAUCACGGGAGUCGAAUCACAUUUUACCCUGUACCACAGCGGCCCGCGCGAUUCUUCUGGUCGACACGGUGUGGCGAUCGCCCUAUCGCAACAAGCGGACCUCGCGCUACGUGCUUGGGAACCAGUCAAUGGCCGGAUGGCCUACGUGCGACUGAAGGGCCACUUCAUGAAUAUCUCAAUCGUCUCUGUGUACGCAUCAACUUCGGCUGCCGAACAGUGCGAUACAGAGGUGUUUUACUCUCAGUUGCAAGCGCUAGUUGAAAGACUGCCUCGCCGCGAUCUGCUGAUUGUUGCUGGCGAUUGGAAUGGUCGAACUGGACCUGGCGACCCCACAACCAGUCAUCUUCUUGGUCGCUUUGGGCUUGGCUCCCGAUGCGAAAACGGUGAGAGAUUGUGAACUUCGCUGAUCAAAACCGACUGCUUGUCACCAACACAUGUUUCCAGCAUCGCAAAAAACAUCUGCUGACUUGGCAUUCAAAAGACGGUCAUACGGCCAGUCAGACUGACUACAUACUAGUCAGCCCAAGGUUCCACAGCUAGGUUCACGAUAGCAGAUCCAUGCGUGGUGCCAAGACUGGUAACGCCCAUGGGUCGGACCAUGUCAUCGUCCGAACACGCUUGAAAGUUCAUCUCUCAUCCGCGCCAAAAGUGCCGCGUCCUAGACGCCUCGAUGUCGUAAAAAUCCAGCAAGUCAGCACUGCCGAGGCCCUAAGCAGAGAAAUCCGAACCUGUUUUACGGCCCGCGCCGACGGAGAAGUCAGUAACCAGUGGUCAUCAAUGAAGACUUCAGUCUAUGGGGCAGCCGAGAAAAACCUUGGAUACACCCAGCGACGCCGCAGUGGCUGGAUCAGCGGAAGAACCCUGCAGCUGUCUGAUCAGACGGCUCGAGCCAGGUCCCGCAAAGAUGACUGCUUCCGCCAACUUCGGAAGAUGACGGCAAAAUCGGCCAGGGAUGACCGGAAGCAAUAUUGGGCUGAAAUAGCGACCUCCAUGGUACAGGCAUCGAACGUUAGUGACACUCGAGAACCCUACUAAUUUAUCCGCCAAGUUAAUGCUAAGCCCUCUACACUGAGUGACUCUGUUCGUGACGUGAACGGCGGCCUUAUUGCUGACAACUCGGCCAAAGUCGAGCGCUGGCGUGAGCACUUUGAGCACCAUCUCAACUUCGAUACCCAACUCACCUCGCCCUUGCUCUUCUCUUCAGCGGACUUUCUUCUCUCUCCUACCUAUGCAGUGCCAUGCGACCCCCCCCCCCCCUCUGAAGGAGAAGUCGCCGAUGCCAUACGGAAGUUGCGCAACAAUAAGGCAUCCGGUGAAGACCGUAUACCCGCUGAAAUCUUCAAGUCUUGUGUCGACACUCUGGGGCCCUGGCUCCAUGAGGUGAUUGAACGAGCGUGGAGAGACGAGGUUGUUCCUGAAGACUGGGGCUUAGGCAUCCUUGUACCUCAAGAAGGGAGAUAAGACGGGAUGCGAGAACUACCGCGGCAUAAGUCUCAUCGACGUUGCUGCGAAGAUCUUCGCUAUUGUCCUACUCAGGCGAUUCCGGGCUGUGCGUGACUCAAGGACGAGGCCCAACCAAGCCGGAUUCCCUGCUGGACGUGGAUGUGCGGACCAGGUAUUUUCACUGAGGGGCAUUCUUGAAUUUCGCCAUAGCUACCAACAACCGGCGGCCGUCUGCUUCAUUGACUUUGUCGCCGCGUUCGAUUCCGUUCAUCGUGAGGCCCUGUGGCGGAUAAUGGCGCUAGAUGGUGUACCGGCAAAAAUCAUCGCCAGGAUCAAGGCCUAUUAUCGCUCCACUACUGUGAGAGCCCUGGUCUGCAACAAUAUUUCGCAACCGUUAGGUAUUCGGUCUGGCAUCCGACAGGGUUGUAUUCUGUCGUCCAUACUGUUGAACUAUGCCACUGACUGGAUCCUCGGGAAGGCCCUACGCGUGAGUGACGGCGUCGAGUUUGCACCCGGACAUCGACUGACUGAUCUCGACUAUGCCGAUGAUAUCGAUUUACUUGCUUCAAGUUUUGGUGAUCUGCAGUCUAUGGUGUCACGAGUGAACAAGGUCGCUAAAUCGGUCGGUUUAUCCAUAAACGCUGGGAAGACCAAAGUAUUCUGA